Messenger RNA from Phytophthora nicotianae INRA-310, 447 nucleotides. RefSeq lists its product as hypothetical. Lineage: Eukaryota; Oomycota; Peronosporomycetes; Peronosporales; Peronosporaceae. The coding region runs from base 1 to 447 and encodes 148 amino acids. The transcript has a single exon. The record is from RefSeq and is a predicted model, not a curated record.
AUGGCCGUAGACGACCCGAACGAUAGACGGAUGGAUGAGAUGAUAGUGCUUGACACAUUCAUCUUCGAUGGUCAAGCUCCUGAUGGGGGUACUUCAUUUGGUGUUGUGGUCACAACACAAAGAGUCUUCAGGAAUGUGACCCGUUCAGUAAGAGAUAAAGAUGAGACUCUAGUCUGUGCAACUGAUGGAACUUAUAAACUACACUUUGGAGGGUGGACUGUGGUUGACUGUGGCUCCGUCGGAUUGACGUGGUCCAAAAGCAAGUACGUUCACAGGUUUAUUCCUUGGGUGUAUAUGUUCGUCAGGACGGAAUCAAAAGCUGGAUACGCCAUGAUGUUUGAGGUUGUCUGCGAACGAGCUCUGUCGUUUCUAAGAGUGGAAGUACAAGUUGCGUUUGGAAGUCGCGACCACUCAGAGGCUAUUGCGUCUGCUUUUUGUGAGGUAUGA